CCGUUAAAGCGUCAGCCAAAAAAGCUUUCUCUCAGAGAAUACUACUGCAAGAAACCGUUAAAGCAAGAAUAAGAUGGCAAACCUACCGUUACUUUUGAGCCUCGCCGACGAUCUGGGUCGCUUGUCGAUGGUACCCUUCUACGAGCCCUACUACUGCCAGCGCCGCCGGGGCAAUCCCUACCUGUCCCUGGCUGGACCCAUAGAGCAGCAGCUGCGCCAGCUGGAGAAGCAGAUGGGCGCCGGAGGACCCUCGGGAGCCAUGCCGAAUGUGGGCAAGGACGGCUUCCAGGUUUCCAUGGACGUGGCCCACUUCAAGCCUAGCGAACUGAGCGUCAAGGUGCAGGAUAACUCUGUCCUGGUAGAGGGAAAACACGAGGAGCGCGAGGACGAUCAUGGCUUCAUCACACGCCACUUUGUCCGGCGCUAUGCUCUGCCCGAAGGAUACGACGCCGAGAAGGUGGCCUCCACCCUGUCCUCGGACGGCGUGCUCACCGUGAGCAUCCCCAAGCCGCCGGCCAUCGAGGACAAGGGCGCCGAGCGGGUUGUCCAGAUCCAGCAGGUGGGACCCGCCCACCUCAACAUCAAGCAGAAUGAGCAGCUGGAGCAGGACAACGGCACUGACAAAUAAGAGGAGCCAUUGAAACCAUCCUAGAUUUAAUCACAAUCAAAGACCAUAAUCUGUUUUAUACGUUGUAGUUAUCCUUGGACACUCGCACUAGUUAUGAGUGUCCUUCAGUAAUGUAAUCUUAGUUUUAAACAAAAUGACUGUAAUUUGCGUUGGAUUCCUAACACUACCAAUACAAUAUACCACAAAUAUAUAUACCCUUAAAAUAUA
Messenger RNA from Drosophila persimilis, 835 nucleotides. It is a transcript of the gene Hsp23, whose product is annotated as heat shock protein 23. Gene Ontology annotation, molecular function: protein folding chaperone. NCBI's taxonomy places the organism in Eukaryota, Metazoa, Arthropoda, Insecta, Diptera, Drosophilidae. The transcript has a single exon. The record is from RefSeq and is a predicted model, not a curated record. Gene Ontology annotation, biological process: response to heat; protein refolding. Bases 74 to 628 code for a protein of 184 amino acids.